This is a messenger RNA of Arthroderma uncinatum, 2760 nucleotides long. RefSeq names its product DNA repair protein RAD5. The transcript is spliced from 4 exons. The record is from RefSeq and is a predicted model, not a curated record. NCBI's taxonomy places the organism in Eukaryota, Fungi, Ascomycota, Eurotiomycetes, Onygenales, Arthrodermataceae. Bases 1 to 2760 code for a protein of 919 amino acids. Gene Ontology annotation, molecular function: ATP binding; hydrolase activity, acting on acid anhydrides, in phosphorus-containing anhydrides; nucleic acid binding.
AUGGCAUCCAAACGGCCAAUCUCUCUUGUUGAUCUCACCGGAGAUGGAGAACCACCCACCGAUGCCAGUCGAAAGAUAGCAAGGAAUGGGCUGCAGCUUGGAGACGGCCAGGGGUUCGUGGACCUCACUCAAGGCGAACCGAGCACCCAGAUGGAGCGGGAUGAAGAACUAAAUGCGAUGCAGUCCAUCCAGGACUCUCAAGAGCUUGAUGAUAUGGUAUAUUUAACAUCUGAACUUUAUGGCCACCUUGAAACAAAAGUCGUUGGAGUGAGAUUCUACAACGGCCAUGCCACUGUUGGCGAGUGUGUCAUUAUCAAAAGAGAGCGGACCAACAAGUAUGACAGUAACGCCGUCAGAGUUGACAAUGUCAUGGGCCAUCAAAUAGGCCAUCUGCCUCGCGUGUUAGUGAGCCGACUUGCCCCUUACAUGGAUUCAAAUGAAUUGAUGGUCGAGGGCACGCUGUCUGGUGAAAUUGGAUCAUACGAUUGUCCCAUUACACUACGAUUGUUUGGAACCAGUGAACCCGAAGCACAGGCUCGACUGUUGGAGAAGAUGCAGCGUGAUAAACUGCCGGUCGGUGUCGCGAAAGCGGCCAUAAGGAAGCGAAAACAAGAUGACGCGAAACGGGCAAAGGAAGAUGCAGCAAAGGCUCGCGCCAAUGCCAGGGCACUUGCUCAACAGGAGAAGGGCAAGCCUAUGUUUGCAAAUCUAGCUUCGGGUGGAGAGCAGACUGUACAGACGGAGAGCCUGGAUGAGCUGCUUUCUCAAAGCAUCGCAUUCAAUCCCAGAGAGACAGAAAAGAUUGUCGAAAAGUUCGGCAUGGACGAAACAGAACUGUCCCAGAUGCCGAUGGCUGAUUGCCCUGUUGAGCUUUCUACGCAACUACUUCCAUAUCAGCGACAAGGAUUAGCAUGGAUGCUUAACCGAGAAUCACCAAGUCUCCCAGAAGAGGGUUCUGACGAAAUUGUGCAGUUGUGGAAGCGAGUUGGCAAGAGAUACAUGAACAUUGCGACCAACUACACCUCCUCAAAGGAGCCACCACUUGCAAGUGGUGGAAUCCUAGCAGAUGACAUGGGUCUUGGUAAAACUAUACAAAUUAUCGCAUUAAUCCUAGCUAACUCGGCCCCUAAAACUCCAAAGUCUUCCAGGGCAACUCUCAUUAUUUCUCCUCUCGGAGUUAUGAGUAACUGGAGAGACCAAAUUGCUACCCACGUCCUUGAUAAAAAUGCCCUGCGGGUUCUGACAUACCACGGCGCUGGUAAAAAGGAGGGAGCGAACCUUGGUCAAUACGAUGUAGUCAUUACAACGUAUGGUGCGCUUGCAUCGGAAUAUGGACAACUUCUGGGACCAACGGGGAAACUGGCCAAGACCAAGAAAGGAUUGUUCUCCUUACACUGGCGGAGGGUGGUUUUAGAUGAGGGCCAUACCAUUCGCACACCGAAAACGAAAGCGGCGCGUGCAGCGUGCUUGCUUGAGGCGGGAUCGCGUUGGUCUCUCACUGGUACUCCCAUCGUCAACAACCUGAAGGAUUUGUACUCUCAAGGAAAGUUUAUCAGGCUGUCUGGCGGUUUAGAGGACCUACCAGUGUUUCACAGUGCACUCAUACGGCCCCUUAACGCUGGUGAUGAGAAUGCCAGUCUUCUCCUUCAAGCGCUUAUGGCAACCAUCUGCUUGCGACGCAAGAAAGACAUGAGUUUCGUAAAUCUACGUCUGCCGCCAAUGGAGUCCCAUAUUCUUCACGUCAAGUUUCUUCCUCAUGAGAAGGAGAAAUACGAAAUGUUCGAGGCUGAGGCUAAAGGUGUCUUUAUGGAUUUCCGGUCAAAUAACAAAAAGGGCAAAUCGACGUAUUCACAUGUCCUCGAGGUUCUUCUACGACUCCGUCAAGUUUGUAACCACUGGAAACUUUGUCAUGACCGCGUCAAGGGGCUCAUGGACCUCAUUGAGAAAGACAAAGUGGUGCAGUUAACUCCGGAAAACAUCAAGGCACUGCAAACUGUGUUGCAAUUGAGGAUUGAGAACCAAGAGGAGUGUUCGAUAUGUCUCGAAAGCCUAGAUAAGCCGGUCAUCACCCCCUGCGCACAUGCUUUUGACUACGCCUGCAUUGAACAGGCGAUUGAGCGGCAACAUAGGUGUCCUCUCUGCCGUGCGGAAAUCAAAGAUUGUUCAGCGCUGGUAUCACCUGCUGUUGAGCUAGGAGAGGACUCCAACGAAGUCGAUGUUGACUCGGAUUCAUCAAGCAGUAAGAUCCAAGCUCUUAUCAAAAUCCUAACGGCAAAGGGCCAAGCUCCCGGGACGAAGACUGUGGUUUUCAGCCAAUGGACUUCCUUUCUUGAUUUGAUCGAACCCCAACUCGCCCUAAAUAAUAUCAACUUCGCUAGAAUUGAUGGGAAAAUGAACUCUGCUAAGCGCGACGCUGCUAUGCGCAAGUUAACCCUUGAUCCAGAGUGUACUGUCAUGCUUGCCAGUUUGAACGUGUGCAGCGUAGGCCUCAACCUAGUAGCUGCAAACCAGGUUAUUCUGGCUGAUAGCUGGUGGGCGCCGGCCAUCGAAGACCAAGCUGUUGAUCGUGUAUACCGUCUAGGUCAGACGCGGCCAACAACUGUUUGGAGGCUUGUGAUGGAAGAUAGCAUUGAGGACCGAGUGCUUGAUAUCCAGAAGGAAAAGAGGACUCUCAUGACUACUGCGUUUCAGGAGAAGGCAGGACCCAAAGAUCAGGUCCAGCGAUCCAGGCUGGCUGACCUGGAGAAGCUACUUAGGUGA